AUGUCGAAAGACGAGCUUGAGCUUAAUGUCGGGAAUCUCCUCCGCGAUGAAUCGUCGUCGAAUUACCGCAGGCGCGACAAUUAUGACGACGACGCGGUCUUGCGACGGCUGGGAAAGCGGCCGGUGCUAACUCGAAGUUUUGGAUUUAUGUCAAUUCUCGGUUUCUCCUGUUCUGCAUUAUGUUCCUGGGAAAGCAUUCUCUUGACAAGUGUCCCCGGCCUUAUCAUAGGCGGACCAUCCGGUCUCGUAUGGGGGCUUGUCGUCAAUUGGAUUGGAGUUAUUUCCUUGUAUGCGACAUUAGCUGAAUUGGCUUCGACAGCACCGACUGCUGGUGGACAAUACCACUGGGUUUCGAUGUUGGGUCCAAAGUCAUGUUCAACUUUUUUAUCAUACAUGACCGCCUGGCUUACGACAUUAGCAUGGCAAGCAAUUUCUGUCAUGUGCAGUUACCUCCUCGCAACUCUUCUACAAGGCAUCAUCGUCCUAGCUCAUCCAACAUAUGUGCCGCUAGCAUGGCACACCGUCCUGAUGAUAUGGGCAUUCGCUCUAAUUACCACUCUCAUAAAUUCCACCACGAGUCGAAUCCUGGCGAAGUUGGAGGCUUUCAUUCUUAUCCUCCACUUGACUGGCUUCUUCGGUGUUUUGGUUCCAAUGGUAUAUUUUGCGCCCCAUAACGAACCGAGCUUUGUCUUUACCACGUUUCUCAAUAAUGGGAACUGGCCUACGCAAACAAUGGCCUUCUUUGUUGGUUUCCCGACACUUGCUACAGCUAUAGUCGGAGCCGAUUGUGCGGUCCACAUGUCCGAAGAGAUCCAAUCAGCCCCCUUAGUCGUGCCUCGAGCGUUGAUGUAUACGGUUCUCAUCAAUGGAGCCCUUGCGUUAGGAAUGGCUAUCGCUAUGAUAUUCUGCAUAACCGAUUUAGAUGCAGCAAUGGCUGCCGUGGAAACCAUGUUCUACCCAUUCUUACAGAUAGCCGAUGCUGCCGUUAAGUCGACCACUGGUGCUUGCCUCAUGGCGGGUGUUAUCUUCGCCUUGACAGUAGCCGGUAGCAUCGGUAUAUAUGCCUCGACGGCCCGCAUGCUCUGGUCCUUUUCUCGGGAUAAGGGGCUCCCGUUUUCAAACCAGCUAGUAAAGCUAUCCAAGAACACCCUCCCGACGAACGCAAUCUUUACUACCUUCGUGAUCACCGUGCUUUUGUCACUAAUUGCAUUCGGAUCCGCCGUCGCCCUCCAAGCGUUAUGCUCCUUGUCGGUGGCCGCUCUAUUCGCUUCUUACAUGAUUCCCUGCGGUCUCCUUCUUUGGCGCCGUACUACGGGGAGGAUGCUGCCCUAUGUAGGAGAGACAGAUGAUCCUGACCCGGAAGUGACCUGGGGACCUUGGCGAAUUCCCGAACCACUGGGAACGAUCAACAAUAUAUUCGCUAUCAUAUAUAAUGUGGUAACGCUGUUUUGGUCCUUCUGGCCCCAGACGAAUUAUCCGACUGCUGAGACGACCAACUGGAGCGUCCUGCCCUUCUGCGUGGUUAUUAUAUUCUCAAUUGUUUGGUAUCCGCUCCGGGCGAAGAAACACUAUAAAGGUCCUAUUAGAGAGGUCUAA
Messenger RNA from Daldinia caldariorum, 1596 nucleotides. Its product is annotated as amino acid transporter. The record is from RefSeq and is a predicted model, not a curated record. Gene Ontology annotation, biological process: transmembrane transport. Bases 1 to 1596 code for a protein of 531 amino acids. Gene Ontology annotation, molecular function: transmembrane transporter activity. Gene Ontology annotation, cellular component: membrane. Lineage: Eukaryota; Fungi; Ascomycota; Sordariomycetes; Xylariales; Hypoxylaceae. The transcript is spliced from 6 exons.